GACAAUGCGACAAACUACAAAGCUACUGGAGUUAUGUUAAUGGAAAAAAGAAAGAAAUUAUACUGGACACCAUGUGUAGCACAUUGCAUUGACCUCAUGUUAGAAGAUUUUGAAAAAAAGACCACAGUUCAUCGUGAUACAAUUACAAAUGGCAAGAAGGUAACUCAAUAUAUCUAUUCUAAGUCUUCUCUCAUUUCUUUGUUGCAACACUUCACCAAAGGAAAAGAUUUAGUGAGGUCAGUUGUAACUCGGUUUACAACUUCAUAUUUAACUUUGGGUUGUCUCAUGGAGAAUAAAGGAGCAUUGAUAAGAAUGUUCACGUCUAAUGAAUGGACAUUAAGUAAGUUUGUAAAAUCAAUCGAAGGAAAGCAAAUUGAAGAAGUUGUAAUAGAUAAAGAGUUUUGGAAAAAUAUUAUCAUUUGUUUGAAAGGUGUUUUUCCAUUAAUCAAAGUCCUUCGACUAGUUGAUUCGGAUGAAAAGCCAGCUAUGAGACUUAUCUACGAAGCAAUGGAUGAAGCCAAAGAAAAACUUCAAACCAACUUCAAUGGUGUCCAAAAAAGGUAAAUAUAUUGUAUUGCCCUAUACAUAUUUUCUGUUGUGCUGUCCUUUACUGUCCCCUUCUAGCUCUGUACCGCAACUAACUCACUAUUUUUCUCUAUAAUUUAGUUUCAAGCCUUUAUGGGAUAUUAUUGACGAGAGGUGGGAUAAACAACUUCAUAGACCUCUACAUGCUGCAGGAUACUACCUCAAUCCACAACUACACUAUGAUGUUGAUUUUAAAGUCGACUAUGAAGUUAAACAUGGAUUGUAUGAUUGCUUGCAAAGAAUGGUGGAAGAUGUUGGUGAAAUUAGCAAAAUUGAUGCACAACUUGAGGAUUUUAAGAAAAAAGCAAAAUUCUUUGGUAGUCCGAUUGCAAUGGUUGUACUCAAAACCAAAACUCCAACCCAAUGGUGGGAGUCAUAUGGGGACGAGCAUCCGGAGCUUCAAGCGUUUGCAAUUCGCGUGUUAAGCUUAACUUGUAGUUCAUCCGGAUGUGAGAGAAAUUGGAGUGCUUUCGAAAUGGUUCACACAAAGAGGAGAAAUCGUCUUAAGCAAAAGACGAUGAAUGAUGUAGUUUUUGUUAUGACCAAUUCAAAAUUAGCCGAGAAGAAGAAAAACAGAAAAAUAAAAGAGUAUAAGUUUGAUGACAUUGAGUCUGAUAAUGAAUGGAUUGUCAACAAUGAUGAAGAUUUUGAAAAUGAAAUUUUAGAUUUUACUAUAGAAAAUAAGGAUUUUGAAGUUGUCACUACUGAAGGAGAGGAUGAAAUUGAUGCUGCUACUGCUGAAGGGGAUAAUGGAAUUGAAGCCACUACUGAAAAUGAAUUGGAGAUUCAUAACCUUGAUGAUGAGUUUGAUGGAGAAGAAGAAGAUUCUCGCCUUGAUGAUCAGAAUGCCUUGAAAGAUUUAUUAAAUGAUAUAUUUUAG
Molecule: messenger RNA, 1465 nt
Organism: Lathyrus oleraceus (garden pea)
Lineage: Eukaryota; Viridiplantae; Streptophyta; Magnoliopsida; Fabales; Fabaceae
Exons: 2
Coding region: 827-1465 (212 amino acids)
Molecular function (GO): protein dimerization activity
Source: RefSeq, a predicted model, not a curated record